CAAUGAAAACGAAUGUAGCAAAUCGUAUAAUGUGUAGCAUUAUGUAUAGAAUAACUCUAUCGCGAAUAAGCAUGGCGGUUUUAGGGUAUUAGGUAAUAUAGACGGGAGACAAUACUGAGUCCCAGUAUUGUGUGUGUGUUAAACGGAACAUACUGGUUUUAUUAAACAAUGCAGGCGUUCUUUUUCUCUGAACGAAGUUUUAAUAAAUGGAUUUUAUUUGAGAAUAAUUGCAGUGCGUAGGGGGAUGCAGCGAAGGUGCAGCUGUAGCAUCAUGGCUGCAUUGAUUUCACACCCGUGAAGUGUGGGCCCCCUAGUGUUCAGUGAAUGUACUGCAGGGUCCUGCGUUGCUGCGUUGGGCUCCGGCGAACCUAUUUGGUUUGGCCAAUCAUAUUGAUCCUCAUAGUUGGCGCAGCCUUGACAGCUCUGCUGCCUCCUGCAGAGGAACAAGGGGCCCUUGAUGUCCUGGGAGUACUACGCCGGGCAACAUCUAAGGAGAAUCCUCCACAGGAUCACCAUGGUGACAGCACCGACAGGGAGAACAAGUUUACCCUCAUCAUUCAAACAUACAAUCGCACAGACAUUCUUCUCAAACUGCUCAACCAUUACCAGGCUGUUCCUCAUCUUCAGCGGAUUAUCAUAGUCUGGAACAAUGUACAGGAGGAGACGCCACGUAAAUUAUGGAACUCCUUGGGUCCUCAUCCCGUUCCUGUCGUCUUCAAAGAGCAGGCAAGCAAUCGAAUGCGGAACAGACUACAACCGUUUGCUGAGAUUGACACUGAUGCUGUGCUGCUGCUGGACGAUGACACGCUGGUCAGUGUUCCUGAUACCAGUUUUGCAUUCUCAGUCUGGAAGCAAUUUCCAGACCAGAUUGUUGGUUUUGUGCCACGGAAACAUGUCUCAACACCAAGUGGAGUGUACAGCUAUGGCAGCUUUGAACUGCAGGAUCCAGAAACAGCUGGAGGUGACAAAUACUCCAUGGUAUUAAUUGGCGCUGCUUUUUUCCACCACCGCUACCUGCAGCUCUUCCAGGAACAACCUGUAGCAGUACAUGCACUGGUGGAUGAAACACAGAAUUGUGAUGACAUUGCAAUGAACUUUGUUGUCUCUCUGUAUUUGAGGAAACACUUGAAGUCCAUAGGCAGAAUCAACAGACCCUCUGGGGUCUUUGUAAAACCCGUGGACCUUCGCAACCUGGAAAAGGAGGCCAGCAGCGGGUACCAGGGCAUGUGGCAUCGUCCUGAGCACCUUCUUCAGAGGUCCUACUGUCUGAACAGGCUUACACAGAUUUAUGGCUUCAUGCCUCUGUGCUUCUCCAACCUGAUGGUCUCACAGUUUGGCUUCCCCAGUUAUGCUAACCAUAAGAGUAGAGGCUGAGGAUGUGCAGCAUCGCUGACGGACUUCGAAUGAAAGAAAACAAAACUCAAGUUGCCAUCUGCUGAUUCGUCUGAGCUGAGGAUUUGGUUAGUUACCCACAGUCCUCAUAUGUCCAUGUAUGUGUGAUCUGUCUUGUUAUGUGUCCACAUUUGAAAAAGGUAAACUGCAUUGUUGCCAAAGCUGCCUCUUCCCUCAUUAAUGACACCUCUCUCAAUAGAUUGUCCUGAAAUUAGACACAGCAGUUGGUGAUCUUAGAUUUGCAUUUCCCGUUUUUUCUUUUUCUUUUACAUUAAGUAGAGAUUAUGUGCAGUUUGAAACCCGAUAGACUGAAUCAUGUUGUGUUAAUUAAAGUCAACACUGUUUGUAAAGAUCGCAUCUGUGGAAGAACUCAUAAUAACUAUGUCUAGAAUCAAGUGAAUAUAGAUCCUAAGUGUCAAAAGUGUGGGGGUACAGUAAGUGUCCUUACUCUCAGUUUUUCUGUACAAGUCUGUCAUAGAUUCAGAGCUUCUAGGCAAAAUGACUGAUCUUAACAGAAUUGCAACUUUUACUUAAAGCAAACUGUAUUUUCCCUAAGGCAGAAGUUAACCUGCACAGAUGUGCAUGUAUUUUCAACCAAAGCAAAUGAUUGACAACAUAACCUUAUUGUUUAAAACCAUAGGAUUGAUGUCUGAGGAACAUUUAUGGUUUAUUGUCAAACCAUUAGUUUUUUUAGGAGCAGUAGUUAAAUAACAAUGAUUUUUUUUCACAAAAUAAAAAUAAUAAAUAGCAACAUAAGCAGAUUUAAUUAAAUGACCAGUAGAAAGCUAACACAAAGGAUGAAGGUUAAAGAGCUUUACAUUAUGAAGAGGUAGGACAGUCAUACUGUUAGUUUGAAGGGGUGACUUGUCACCGUCACUAAACAUCGGGAAAGUGAAACGAGAGGUAUGAAGACCUGUUUUCCAAAACUAUAUUUACUGAUAAACGAUAAACCUCCUCCAUCCCAACGGUUAAAAUGUCUUUGCAUAUACUGAGGUAACUGUAGACUUUUACACGGGGGACCAUGUCAAGAAUUAUUGUGGUCUUGGUCCUCCACCAUCACCACCGGCUCCAGAUCCGCCUCCAGGCCUGGAUCCCCCGCCUCCAGGUGAACGUAUGUCAUGCCAUAACUUUACAAACAGCUCCCUCUUUCGCCAGAUGAGUUUGUGACCAUAUGCCACAUACCACCUGUAGGACAGAUAUACAAAGACAGAUUCAAAAAAACAAGACCCAACAGCAUCCACGUGUUAAAGGAUUUAGGAUUUAGUUAUAAGUAAUUCAUUUCUUGCAGAAAAAGGGUUUUGUCAUGACCCACCAUUUUGAAGGAAUUUGUUACUUGUUGCUGCUAGAGGAAAUGAUUUAACAGCACGAUACUCACACUCCAAAGAGGGCUCCGCCGAGGUGAGCUGCGUGGUCAAAGAGCCGCCAUCCCAGUAAAAGCCCUGCUGCAUCUACGGCAACAAGUGCUUUCAGAGCCUGCAAUACAAUUAACAGGAAUGUGGUUACAAACAAUGCAGUGAAAUCUAGACAUGCACACACACACAAUCUUGUAAAUACUGUAUAUUCAUUACCAAAAAGAGGUGUAGUGUGUAUUUACAGGACCAUGAGUGCAAAUUAAAACCCGUAAAUGGA
Molecule: messenger RNA, 3021 nt
Organism: Solea senegalensis (Senegalese sole)
Lineage: Eukaryota; Metazoa; Chordata; Actinopteri; Pleuronectiformes; Soleidae
Gene: extl2
Product: exostosin-like glycosyltransferase 2
Exons: 5
Coding region: 325-1374 (349 amino acids)
Cellular component (GO): membrane
Molecular function (GO): glycosyltransferase activity
Source: RefSeq, a predicted model, not a curated record